GUGACGUCUUCAGACAGCGACACCGGAGCGGCGGCUGAGGGGUUAUGUGGCUGGGCCACCGCGGGUGGCUCGGGGUUGUGGUACAGUGUCGCUUUGACCUCCGGCCCCUCAGCCUAGCUUGGACCUGGGGUAGCUAUAGGAGUCCGAUGGCGGGAACACUUUCCACCAGAGCUGAGGCAGCAGACGGGCUGAGGGCUCCGACUCAGCAAAACGGAGACGCUGGUAGCGACGCUAGGGUUGAGCCGCUUCCAGGGCGCCCAGAGCCCGGGGGCCCAGUAGUGGAGCCAGCCGCGGGGAUCGUGGAGCAAACUCCAGGAGACAAGCGAGAGGAACCUUCGGCCCUAGCCCCAGAUCCAGGCAAGCGGAAGAAGCGGCGGGGCGCAACCCGGGAGCGCGUAGUGCCGCCCCCAAAGAAACGGCGGACUGGGGUCAGCUUCAGCGAUGAGCACUUUGCAGAGACCAGCUACUACUUCGAGGGCGGCCUGCGCAAGGUGCGGCCCUAUUACUUUGACUUUCGAACCUACUGCAAAGGCCGCUGGGUGGGUCACAGCUUGAUGCAUGUCUUCAGCACCGAGUUCCGAGCCCAGCCGCUGGCCUACUAUGAAGCCGCGAUCCGGGCAGGCCGCCUGCAUCUCAACGAGGAGCCAGUACAGGACCUCAGCAUAGUGCUCAAGGAUAAUGAUUUCUUGCGGAACACAGUGCACAGGCAUGAGCCACCAGUCACCGCAGAGCCUGUUCGCCUGCUAGCUGAAAAUGAAGAUGUGGUGGUUGUAGACAAGCCUUCCUCCAUUCCUGUCCAUCCCUGUGGCCGCUUCCGACACAACACAGUCAUCUUCAUCCUGGGCAAGGAGCACCAACUGAAGGAGCUACACCCAUUGCAUCGGCUUGACCGCCUUACCUCAGGAGUGCUCAUGUUUGCUAAGACAGCAGUUGUCUCUGAAAGAAUUCAUGAGCAGGUUCGGGACCGGCAGCUAGAAAAAGAGUAUGUGUGCCGUGUGGAAGGGGAGUUCCCUGCCGAGGAGGUGACCUGCAAAGAACCCAUCUUAGUGGUAUCUUACAAGGUAGGGGUGUGCCGUGUAGAUCCCCAGGGCAAGCCCUGUGAGACUGUGUUCCAGAGGCUGAGCUACAAUGGCCGCUCCAGUGUGGUACGAUGCCGGCCACUUACAGGCCGUACCCACCAGAUCCGAGUCCAUCUUCAAUUCCUGGGUCACCCCAUUCUCAAUGACCCCAUCUACAAUUCAGUGGCCUGGGGCCCCUCUCGAGGAAGGGGUGGCCAUAUUCCCAAGACAGAUGAGGAACUGCUCCGGGACUUGGUGGCAGAGCACGAAGCCAAACAGAGCUUGGAUGUACUAGGUCUCUGUGAUGGUGACAUGCCCCCAGGACUCACAGACUCUACAGCCCCCUCCUCAGAGUUGGCCAAGGACCGCCUAGAAGAGUUGGCCAUAGCUCCCCAGAAGAUGGAUGGAAUAGUUGAAGCAGUCCCUCAGGAUAUGGACACAGUGGACUUGGCACAAGGAAAGGCAGCUGAAACAGAUGUUAUGAAUCAAGAGACAGACCCACUCUGUGCAGAAUGCCGGCUGGUGCGACAGGAUCCCUUACCCCAAGACCUUGUGAUGUUCCUGCAUGCCCUCCGCUAUAAAGGACCGGAUUUUGAGUAUGUUUCACCUUUGCCUCCCUGGGCUCAAGAUGACUGGCAAGAAAACUGAAAGCAGUAACCAAUGGAGGGAUUGCUUCUUGGGGUGGAACAGGCAUGAGCCAUGGGGCAGGGGCUGACCCUAUGAGCUGGCACUCAGGGUUUCCAUAGGAUUGAGUUUGGGCUGUAAGGGACAUGUUCAUACAUGCUACCUCCUUUCUUCUCCCCAGCUAGAAUCUGGGAGCUUUUUGGUUUAUAAAUAUAUCCUUUUUUCUAACA
Messenger RNA from Ictidomys tridecemlineatus (thirteen-lined ground squirrel), 1912 nucleotides. It is a transcript of the gene Rpusd2, whose product is annotated as RNA pseudouridine synthase domain containing 2. NCBI's taxonomy places the organism in Eukaryota, Metazoa, Chordata, Mammalia, Rodentia, Sciuridae. Gene Ontology annotation, biological process: enzyme-directed rRNA pseudouridine synthesis. Gene Ontology annotation, molecular function: RNA binding; pseudouridine synthase activity. The record is from RefSeq and is a predicted model, not a curated record.